AUGGAGUCGUCGAACAUGAAGCUACUCGGCCUAGAGGCCGUCCGCGACCGAGCCCGUGUUGUCCUGGACCAAGCCGAGCAAGGCAAACUGCACCACUACGACUAUCACCCUGAUCGUCUGGACGCGACCGUAGACUACGUCGUGAACAUCAUCAAGCGCGACUUCGGCCCCGACCGAUACGACCAGAUCCCUCCCCACGGUCGCUGGCAGCACUUCGAAGUCGGCGGGGAGCCUCGACUGCAGCAACUCCUCGAGCGCUGGGACCAAGCCGGGUACGACGACAAGGAGAAAGUGCGGAGUCUCCUGGACCUGUUCUUCGUGUCGGUGCUCUUGGACGCCGGAGCGGGCGAUACCUGGCGGUAUGUCGAGCCUGGCUCGGGGAGCGUGUAUACGCGCAGUGAGGGGAUCGCCGUUGCCUCGCUUUACAUGUUCCUGGAUGGAGACUUUGCCAACAAGGGGUCGGAGAGAAAAGAUAUCGUGCAUGGGGAGGCUUUAACGAGCCUUACGGUCGAUGUCUUGACUCGAGGCUUCCAGGUGGAUGACACGAGCAACCCACUCGUGGGUGCUGGCGCGCGUAUAGCGAUCCUGCAGAGACUGGGACAGUCGUUGACCAGCCUUCCGGAAAUCUUCGGGCCCUCCGGUCGCCCUGGCCAACUUCUUGACCAUCUUCUGUCCUCGGGCGGCGAGAACCUGGAUUACAGUCAGCUAUGGGCCGUGCUGCAACGGACCCUGAUUCCCAUCUGGCCGUCCGACCGCACGCGCGUCCGCGGACACCCCGUCGGCGACGCUUGGCCGCUGCCCGUCCUGGCCGAGUCCGCACAGUUCUCAACGUCAGACCCGGAAACGGCCGCCAUCCAGCCCUUCCACAAGCUGACGCAGUGGCUGGCCUACUCCCUGAAAGUGCCCUUCGAGCGUAUACUGAAAGUCACUUGGAAAAAUGCGGAGUUGGGCACCGGCCUGCCCGAGUACCGCAAUGGCGGCCUGUUCAUCGAUAUGGGGGUUCUGACACUCAAGCCCGAGGCGAGGGAGCGGGGUCUCCGCACUUCGGGGUCUGAUCUGCCGUGCUUCGCGGUCGGAGACGGCGAGAUUGUCGAGUGGCGCGCGAUGACGGUCGCUCUGUUGGACGAGUUGCACCAACGUAUCCUGCGCAGUGGGAAAUUGGGGAGUGUCCGCUUGACGUUGCCGCAGAUGUUGGAGGCGGGCUCGUGGAAGGCCGGGCGCGAGCUGGCGGCAGAGAAGCGUCCGCACACCAAGUCAAGCCCGAUCUUGAACUCGGGGGACGGCACUUUGUUCUAG
This is a messenger RNA of Aspergillus homomorphus CBS 101889, 1296 nucleotides long. RefSeq names its product URC4/urg3 family protein. The transcript is spliced from 5 exons. The record is from RefSeq and is a predicted model, not a curated record. Lineage: Eukaryota; Fungi; Ascomycota; Eurotiomycetes; Eurotiales; Aspergillaceae. Bases 1 to 1296 code for a protein of 431 amino acids.